Linum trigynum is the source of this 787-nucleotide messenger RNA. The record is from the annotation of a GenBank genome assembly. NCBI's taxonomy places the organism in Eukaryota, Viridiplantae, Streptophyta, Magnoliopsida, Malpighiales, Linaceae.
AAUACCAUUGCAGAUUGAAUCCAUACGAAUACAUGCAAAUUAAUACCAUUACAUGAUAAUCAAUAUCAAUGCAAAAAAACACUACCACUACGAAAAAAUCACUACCAAUGCGAAAAAUUCAGAUCUAGGGUUUUUAUUUCAUCCCACCUUAUUAGCACACGAUUACAGCCUGCUCGUCCUCAGUUCUAAGCUCCGGGUGAGGAAUUUCUUCCGCCGCGGGCAAAAAAUAAGGAUGAAUCGAGGACAAAGUUGGAAUCUCCGACUCCACUCUUCGGCCGCCCUCGCCGCCGCGACUCCCGUCUCAGUUGUGCCUCCUACGCUAACUUGUUUCUCUACGUCUCCUUCUCCCUUCAAGCGCCUUGUUCACUCGAGAUUUCGCGCUUGGAUUUGCCGGCAACGAGCUCGUCCGAUACCUCUCCCUGAUAAUUUGUACCGGAAAUUGCUCCCGUUCUCAGCAGAUUUCAGCGGUAUAUCUUCCGAGCGACUGUUUCAGCAAAAUGAUCCACUCCAUUGUUGCAUAGACGGGCGAAUUGGCAUGACCUUCAACAGGGACGCCGGCGGGGUGUGGGGGUGGGGUUGGAGUGGUCGGAGGGAGGGAGGGACGCCGGUUGUGGGGUGGGAGAAGGGAGAGACGGCUGCUAGGUAGAUAGGUAGUAUUAGGGUUUGAGUAUAAUAUAUAGAGUAAUUAGGUGUGGUAUGUUUUUCAUUUCCUAAAUUACCCUUAGCUAAUCUUAAUCGUUAAUUUAAAAAUAUAAUAAAAUAAAGAUAAUGAAUGGUAUAGAUGUUG